Messenger RNA from Dermatophagoides pteronyssinus (European house dust mite), 4691 nucleotides. RefSeq names its product SREBP cleavage activating protein (gene SCAP). The record is from RefSeq and is a predicted model, not a curated record. NCBI's taxonomy places the organism in Eukaryota, Metazoa, Arthropoda, Arachnida, Sarcoptiformes, Pyroglyphidae. Gene Ontology annotation, cellular component: endoplasmic reticulum membrane; SREBP-SCAP complex; Golgi membrane. Gene Ontology annotation, biological process: regulation of cholesterol biosynthetic process; SREBP signaling pathway. Gene Ontology annotation, molecular function: sterol binding; protein binding.
UCAUUCACUGCCUGGAUGAUUGAAUGUAAUAUUCCAUUCUAAUCCAUUAUUGUAACAAUACAAUGAUUAAUUUAUUAUUACAUCAACAAUGAAUGAUGAACAACAAGAUCAUCGAGAUUUUUUUCAAAAUGUCGAUUCAAUACCAUCAUCUAUGGCGGUUGAUACAUUCGAUCGCUUGAAUCAUACGGAUUCACAAUCAUCAAUGAUAAAUAAUCCUUUACAAAUACAUUCAAGACCUUAUUCAUCCCAAUCAAAUUUCAUUGAACCAUCAUCAUCGGGUAUAAGCACUGCCGAUUAUUAUCAAUAUCAACAUAGUAGGACUAGUUCAUUUUCAUCAUCAACAAGUAGUCUAUCGAAUCAACCACAAAUCGCCCAUUCAAAUCAUAAUAGAAAGUCAUUAUCGCAUAAGAGAACACGUAGCGUUGAUUUACGUUUGUCGACUUCUUCCAAUCCAUCUUUGUUAUCAUCACAAUCAUCAUUAUCGGCUACAACAUCUCAAUCAUCGAUACAUUUUCUUUCGACAAUCGAAGAAAAAGUUUCAAAAUUAUAUUAUAAACAUGGCCUAUUCUGUUCACGACAUCCAGCUCUAAUAAUCUCAUUCUCAUUGAUGAUAGUGUUUAUUACUUCAUAUCAGAUAUUUACUUUUCGUGGUGUGUUCGGUAGCUCAUAUGAUUUAUAUAUUUCUUCUUCAUUUAAAUCACAUGAUUCUUUCCUUUUGAACUCUGGCGAUAAUUCUGUUCAUCCUUUGAUGAAACAUUUUAAUUAUUGGCCAGAUUCAUAUGUUCGAAAUGAGCUUGAUGAUGAUCAGAAUGUUCCUCCUUGGUUUCAACCGAAUCUUUCCUAUGCAUAUGUUCAACAAAUUUAUAUCCGUUCAGCUGUGAUACCAUGGCCUCAAGAUAUGCAACUAGUAGAUGCAUUACGAGCUCCAUUCGAAACCACAUUCGAAAUCGUUGAAGCUGUAUCGAAUUUCCAAUUUAAAAAUGAUUUUAAUGAACCAAUCACUUUGAACGAUGUUUGCUUUCAAGUGUUCGAACCAACAUUCUCUGAGCAUUAUUCACAAAUAGCCUCACAUCUUUCUUCAUAUUCUUGUUUGACAUUAUCACCAGCCAAUGUAUGGCAUGGUGAUCGCACCAAAUUUUUACAAGACCAAAAUUUCCUAAAUACAUUGCUAAAAUUUCAAGAUCUCCCUGCUAGUCCUGUACCAUCGGGUGCAUUGCAUGAUAUUAUAUUUGGUGUUUCAUUCGAAGAUACCGGCAUACGACGUACUUAUGGUCGGAAUCGUGUUCGUACUAUUACAUAUGCGAUAACGUUGAUAUUGCGUGAAAAUUCUCCAGAAUUUAUUGAAGCACUGCGUGCCUACUUGUAUAAACGCUAUCCAUUGUCCACUACAAUAAUGAAUAAUAAAAAUUCACGAAAUGAACAUCAGUCCACAUCUUCGGCUACAAAUAGAAAUCAUUAUGAAUUCGAACCACAAAUAGCAGAACCAGUAGAUCUUUUGGAAAACAAGACCAAACACAUUUAUUUUCAUACAACAUUCACCUAUAAUUAUCUUCUUCCACUAAUAUUAAUCUAUGCAAUGGCUUGUUUUUAUAUGUACUACAUCGUCCGCAAAGUCGAAAUCAUUUUUAAUAAACGAUUAUAUUCACUUUGCACAUUAAUCACCUUAUUAAUGUCACUAUUCAUGUCCUUUGGUAUAUGUUUUCGUCUUCGUUUUCAUUCUGUUUUGAUUGUUAAUCGUUUAUUGCCUUAUUUUGUUGCUGGGAUAAGUUUCGAAAAUAUGUUGGUUCUAACCAAAUCAGUCUUGGCUAAUCCUCAUUUAGAUUCAAAAGUUCGCGUAGCACAAGUUUUAAGCAAGGAAGGCCUGUCUAUAACUAAAAAUCUUCUUGCCGAAUUGGCCUUUCUAUCGAUUGGAUCUUUCACGUUGAUGCCGUUCUUUCAAGAAUGUUGCAAGAUUGCUGCCGUUUGUUUUCUUUCCGAUUUUUUUAUUCAACUCACAUUGUUCACACCAUUUUACUCGUUGCUGGUGCAAAGGAUUAAGAAACGAAAUAUCCACGCAUAUCCUAAAAAACAUCCACAAAAUGUUUAUCCUCGUAACAUUUAUGCGAGACCUGGAGAACCAAUUCAGCAAAAAACUCCUAAACGAUUGCGUUUCAUUUUGUUCUUAGCUCGUCUACGACUUGUUCAACGGGGUUUCAUCCUAUUGCUAAGUGCCUGUAUAGGUUCAGCCAUUUAUAAUGCAUAUCUUGUUCUGGAACAAACCACCACUCCAUUAGAGAAUUCAAUUUUGAAUCAGAAACAAUCAUUCUCUUCAAGCAAACCGAAUUCCACAAUGUCACAAAAAUUUGAAUCCGAAUCUGAAAUUACAACUAAUUUCAUACCAGUGACGACAAUUAAUGAAACCGUACUUAUAGACAAAAAUUCGCAAAAAUCUUUUAUGAAAUUAUUAGAGAUUGAUAAAAUUUCUACGUUUAGUAAAGAUGAUAAAGAAACGAUCAAUUCAUCAUCACCACCGCCUACUAUAAAUGCAUAUCAUCGACUUAGCUAUUCAUCACGUAGCAAUUCAAUGCCGAAACCAUUUGCCAAUCAGCAUUGGACCAAUUUAUUUUCAUUGUAUAACAUUUCCUUAACCGGCCGCUUUAUAUCGAUACUACCACCUAUACUUUUAUCCGUUCCAAUAACGCCUGAACGAGCUAAACUUUGUCGAAAUGCUGCUGAUUCAGAUUAUCAUAAAUUAAAAAAAUUCAUUCCAAUGAAAUUUUCGAAUGGAGAAUAUGUUAUUCGCGAUGAUGAUGAUUAUGAUAAAUUCGAACAAGUGAAACUCAAUCAUUGGUCGAAAGAUGAUCUUCAUUUAAUUAUUGGACUGUGGACACCUUGUUUUAUAUUGUUCAUUUACCUAAUCAUACAACUUUAUCGUUGUAUGUGCACACGUAAUUAUGCUGAAUGGCGAACACAGUUGUCUGAAACGAAUCCAUUCCAACAAUUGGGAUCAUUAGUCAAGCGUGCUGCUUCAUUAAAAAAUCAUAAUGAUGGCACUAAUGGUAAUUCUGAUCGUCUUUUACGUAUUGAUAUAUCGAUUUUGAAUUAUGAUCGUGAAAAAGAAGCCUAUACGAAUGAAAAACAGUACUUUUUGGAUAAUCAAGAUAUUGAUUUGAUUGCUACAAAUCUUCAAACACCAUUAGUUGCUGCCAGUUCAUUGUCGGGCGAUUUAAGGAUGUACGAUGCACUUACUUGUGAAUCAUUAGCUAUAAUCAAGCGAUCUAAUUACAUGAUGAAUGAUUCUUCAUCAUCAAUCUUCCCAUAUAAGCCAUCAAGAAUCAUCGAUGAAAUGUUAACAAACGUAGAUGACAAUUACGAAAAACAGAAUGCGUCUAACGGUGAAGCGCCUGUAGUAAUUAAGACUGAAGGCAAUAUUUUGAAAACUUUAUUUUAUGGAAUCCAGAAUGACGACGUUGUUAGUAAUUGUGAAGAUGAUAAUCUUGAUGAUCAUCAUGAAUAUCUUGAAUUCAAUAACGAUCGAUUUAAAAGUCUUGAUUUUCGUCCCAUUUGGUGUAUGGACAUUUAUGAUAAAUAUGUCCUGCUCGGCUGUGGGGGUGAUGAUGGCCGUUUUGAAGUUUGGGAUGCCUAUACUGGAUGUUUAUCAUUCGUUUAUUACCCAGAUGCCUACAGAAAUGCUAACGAAGAUUUUAAAAAACCUAAUGACUCAUAUGCUAUAACGGUGAUCAAGUCCACCUAUUGGGCUGUUGCUUUAGCUCGUUUGAAUGGCCAAUUAGAAAUAUUAGAAUUGGAUCAAUUCAAAGAAGAUAAAUAUUCGACCAUUUUUCAACCCGAUACUUCUUCAUCACAAACCAAGUGUCAUGAUCAAAUUAAUUAUCGAUUGAAAUUUCGUAUACAAGCUCAUAAACAACCGAUUACUCGGGUUGAAAUUAUCGAUUCUCUUGAAGAUGAUGAAUUUAUCCGUGUAUUUGGUAGUCGUGGAUGUCUAAUUUCGGGCAGUAUGGACACAACAUUGAAAGUGUUUGCUUUAGAUAAUUUUAAAUUAAUGUACACAUUAAAUGGACAUUGUGGCGCUAUCAUGACAACUGCCAUUGAUCCUUAUUCAACGGCUAGUGCAUUGAGUGGAUGUCAAUUGGGACAGAUGUGCGUAUGGGACUUGAAUACUGGUACCUGCAUAUUUAGUAUGCAAGCACAUACAGAUGCUGAAGUUCUUUCGAUUGUUACAUCACCAUUGUAUUUUGUUACCAGUGGAACGGAUAAUACAAUUUGUAUAUGGGAUCGAUAUUCAGGACAUUUGAUUCAUAGAAUACCCAAUCAGCAUACAAUCUGCCGCAGUAUGGUAUUUCUUGAACCAUUUAUUCUGGUUACUGUUCGUGAUAAUGAAUUAAUCAUCUGGGAUUGUAAUGAUGCCCGAUCAAUUUGUAUGGUACCAUUAGCAUCGCAUACAACUGAUAUUGAUUCGUCAACAGGAAAUCAAAUGGCAUUAAAUAAUAAUGAGAAUAAAUGGACAAAAUCCUAUCAAGCAUCAUCGAUCAAAAAUCUUGUGUUUUCUUUUGAACAAAAAGCAUUGAUCUGUGAUUAUGGGAAUUUAUUGUGUGUCAUGAAUAAUCCGUUUGCAACGAGAAAAAUUGAUUGAAUUUCAAAAUUCUAUAGAUAAUAAUACUCAUUGUUAAUUUAAGAAAAUGAUAAAAACUAGA